This is a messenger RNA of Oxyura jamaicensis (ruddy duck), 3451 nucleotides long. It is a transcript of the gene GEMIN4, whose product is annotated as gem nuclear organelle associated protein 4. Gene Ontology annotation, biological process: spliceosomal snRNP assembly; rRNA processing. Gene Ontology annotation, cellular component: SMN complex. The transcript is spliced from 2 exons. The record is from RefSeq and is a predicted model, not a curated record. Bases 126 to 3317 code for a protein of 1063 amino acids. Lineage: Eukaryota; Metazoa; Chordata; Aves; Anseriformes; Anatidae.
GGGGGGGGAGCGGGCAGCGCCUCCUCCCCGCCGCCAGGAGCCGCUGCGGGCCGGCAGCCGCCGGGGGGGGGCCGCCUGCACCGGCCUCGGAGCGCGCAGCGCUGGCCGCCCGCGGUGCCGCCGCCAUGGAGCCAGAGCCCUGGGGCGUGUGCGAGGAGAUGGCCAUCCUGCACGGCGCCUUCCUGCUGGCCUCCAGGCUCGUCCAGCCGCGGGCGCUGAGCGAGCUGCGCAAAGGCGAGUGGCCCCUCGUGGGGCCCCCCAUCACCGACGCCCUGAAGGAGAUCGGCGCCUGCUGCCCUUCCCCGCCGCAGGGCAGCCUCUGGAAGAAGGAGGCUGUGGCCGUCGUCUGGGCCAAGGUGCUGCUGCCUGCUCCCCCUGCCGCCUCGCUGGACCAGGAGUGGAGGGAAGAUGCGUUUUUCUCGGUGGGAAGGAUGAUCCCCGACGUUAACCACACCGUCCUGUUCGAGCUGGUCAAGGCCCUCGGCGAGCCCCGGCAUUUUGUGCAGCUGCUGCUGGCGCUGCCCCACGGCGUGCGCCAGAACGAGCUGGAGCGCUUGGUGCAGUACGUCGCAAGUGAGACUUCCCAGUCGGACAUCAGGUUCUUGCUGGACGUGUGGUGGGAGAUGAUGAGACACGAGGAGGGGCAGGAAGACAGAACCGUCUCUACGUUCAGCGCCCUCGUGCAUCAGCACGGGGGUGAGUCCUCUCCGGACGAUGGCCUUCAGCCCCCAAAGAGGUUCAAGGGUGACCCCGGCUCUCCGAGCGGCUCUCCUGCUGCCACCAGCCUGCUCAUGGUCCUGGUAGAGGGGCUAAAAGAAACCUACAGGAGCAUCGCCCAGCCCCGCAUGAGGUGCUACGCCUUGGCCAACCUGGUGGAGCUGCUGUCGGCGUUCAGCGAGCUGGCAGCAGAGGGCAGCCCCCUCCCUGUCACAGAGUACCUGGACAAGGUCGGCUCGGUGGUCAGCCUCUGGAGCAGCGACGCUGAAAGCCAGUACCACCACAGGGCGCUGGAUGAAAAGGUGAAGGAGGCUGAGAGAAGCGUGAGCUUCUCGUCCAUGGCCAGGCUCUCGCGUGAGGAACUCUUUGUGGGUUUGGACUUUCUCUGCAGCUUGCUGCGUGCCUGGGGAGAGGAGCUGCAGGGCAUCCUGAACAGCUCGGAGGAUCCCUGCUACGAGAGCUACCUGCUCCUCAACGCUCUUACCACCUUCAGGAAGAACCUGGUUUGCUUCUCCGAGACUGGAGGCCUGAGUAAGGAUGAGAUGCACAAAGCGUUCGAGCUGCUACAGACCAUCGAGGACUUUGUCAAGAUCAGCACCAGCCAGAAGAGCAAGGAUUCAGACACCAGCCUUGUGUCUGCAGUUGCCAUGACAAUCAUCGAGCAAAAGCUGCACCGGCACGUGGAGAUGUGCUCCGUUUUUGCUUCUGAAGAGACCUGGGUCUUUUCAAAGGGCUGGGUUGAGUGCCUUGUGAAAAACAAAGAGCUCUUCCAGAAACCAGAGCUAGUUCUGAAACUGCUGCAGACUCUGGUGAACUUUGCCAAAUCCUACCACGACAGGGAUGCCCGAGAGAUGCAGAUGCAAGUAACCAAAGCCAUCGUGGAAUGUUACAGUGAGCUUUCACUGACUGACAAAAACCAGGUGAUCUCGGGCGUCCUGGCAUCUUGGGGGGGACCAGGUCUGUCCCUGAACUUGCAGGUGGUUGUGGAGGGGUUCCAGGAGGAUCUCAAUGUGACUUUCAACCAGAUCACGAAGAGUGUGUCUGACGAAGGCCUUUCCAGGGCUGUGGCUUCUGUGGCCAGGCUCACUCUGCUGUACCCUGAGGCCACCAUCAAGCAGGUUUGUAGUCUUGCUGUUGUCAACCUAGGAUCACACCAGUUCCUUGCGCAAAUCCUCUGCUCCCUCCCAGCGCUGAGCUUCCUGGAGACGCCCGAAGAUCCAGGCAGGCCACGCAGCCUGGUGGUGCGGUGCCUGAAGGAGGCAGUAUGGGAGAAGCUUUCUGCUGCAAGGGAGAAGGAGCAGUUCCUUGAGUUUCUGGCCUUUCUCAUGCAGCCAAGCUCAGCUGCUCCACUUGUGUCACCUGCAGAGGUGACCAAAGCCUUUGUCCUUCCCUAUUUGAAAUCAGACUGUGCUCAAACAGAGCUGAGCCUGCAGAUCCUCAGUAAAGUUUUGGGGAUACAGUCCUAUCCAGAAGAAGACUGGAUCGAGUCCUGCCACCCGUUCCCGCUUCUCCUCAGCCUCUGCAAGCUCCUAGAUGGCUACACAAAGUACUGGCGUCAGCCCAGGGGCCAGCCCUUCCCUUCACUGGAGACCAAAGACCUGGUGCUGAGCACCCUUGGCCAGCUCUGUGAGGCGGUAAGACCAGAAGCUGCUCCCUCUGCGGAGGUGUGGGUCCAGUCGCUGGCGUGGCUUCACAGGAAGGUGGCGUCACUGGACUGGACCGUCGGCCUCCGUCUGAAGAAGUUUUACGGAGACCACUUCAAGAACGAAGUCCCAGCCACGCUGUUUGAGAUCUGCAAGCUCCCCGAGGACGAGUGGACGUCCCGGUCUUUGCCAGCCUAUGGGCCGGGCAGCGGGCUCCUGGCGUGGAUGGAGUGUUGCUGCGUGUCCACAGAGCUCAGGGAAACGAUGCUGACGCUCCUCACGGUCAACGUGGACAACCCUGAAGAGGUGAAUCUCUUCAGCAAAGGCUUCCUGGUGGCCCUCAUACAGGUCCUGCCUUGGUGCAGCCACAGCGAAUGGAAGAGGCUCGUGCACGUGGUCACGAACCUGCUGGAGAGGCAAGUGUUGCACGUGCCCUACACGCUGGAGUACGUGCAGUACAUGCCCCUGCUCAACCUCCGGCCGUUUGCCUGCUACCUCCAGCUCUCCGUGCUCUUCCUGCGGGGCUUCCAGCUCCUCUGCAGCUCCAGCUGUUCCACCUGGCUGCCGGCAGACGCCUGGCUCCACGUGGUCCAGCUGUACUGCGGCAGCCUCACGGACCUGCUGAGCUCCAUCAAGAGCACUGCGGGGUCGCCCUCGCAGCCCCCUGCGGACGGGAGCCCCGCGGAGGAGGUGUCCUUUGUCUGCAUCCAGAUGUUCUGCCACCUCCUGCACGUCGCCGCCAUGCUGCCGCCGGACAGCGGGUGCAGCGAGCCGCUGGUGGUGGUGGCGUUGGAGAUCCUCUCGCAGUACGAGGCGUUCAGCUCCGCCGACAAGUCCCCCAGCAACGUGCUGCGGAGAGCCAACGAGAGGCACUUCCUGGAGUCCAUCACGGACAACGUCGGCGACGAGGAGCUGCACAGCACCCUCCUGCAGAAGCUCAGCAAGCUGGGAGCUUAGGCAGCCGGCUUGGUCGGGGCAGCACGAGGAGCUAACGAGGGCAACAGGGGAGAGCAUUGGCCCUGCCGCAGGGGAGCUGCUAUGUGGAAAGCUGUAAGAUCUGUAAUAAACCUUGUCUAUUUUUCUCUUUCGAA